This is a messenger RNA of Cladocopium goreaui, 2207 nucleotides long. The record is from the annotation of a GenBank genome assembly. Lineage: Eukaryota; Dinophyceae; Suessiales; Symbiodiniaceae.
AACGGUGGGAAGCGUAGCGAGGUAGAGCUGUCGCGGUCAAUGUCGCGGUCCAAUAGCAGAGAGGCAAUCCGUGAGAUGCACAUGAGGGGGCACAUGAAGGGGUCAGACUUUCAUGUGACGGCCGCAGAAAGGCAGUGGGAGAAGGUGACAGUGGAUGAAGCCACACGCAUGCGGUUGAAUGGCGAGUCAGCACAAUGUAUGGCACAUAUGAAGGCCAUGAAGAAAGCAGGUGGUGUGUCGCUAAGGGAGGCAGAUGGUGCGGAUACCAGCAAGGACCAAGAUUGGCCCCUAGAUGAGUCCUGCUUCGCCAAAUGUGCUGAUAUGUAUUGCCUCAUCACCACGGGAUUGUGGCUGGUACCCAAGGUCCUCAUCUUUGUGAUUCCCAUGCUGUUGCUUGAACUCCCAGCCUUCGUGCUGCUUCGCAGCUAUGUGGCCACCCUAAAGCCCGGUACGGACAAAGUGCGGCGCUCCGGGAGGUUUUGGAUGUCCUUUGUGCUGGCCUCAUUGUUGUUCUUCCCCGCAGGGAUACUGGCGAUUGUCAGUUUGAUGGUGGACUACCUCUUCUACUGGCUCUUUGGGAUUACUUUCUGCAUCUUCACCUCUCGCUACUGUGCGGUGUGGCGAAGUAUGAAGGCAUUGAAUCCGUAUCGCAAUGGUCCUUGGAUCAUCUUGCACCUUCCAGACAUCUAUGUGGCUCUGAUUGGUCAGACAGCACGACAAGGAAUCUUUGAGAUUGCUUGGAGCUUAUCCAACAUGUUGCUCUUUAUUCCUUGGUUCAAGUACUACGUCACCGUCAAUCCAUGGCUGCAAAAUUUGGACCAUCGCUUCACCAGCCAGAUCACCACCAGCAUGUCGGACAUAGCGCCGGCCGAACAUUGCGCCAGCAUCCUUCAGGAGAUUGUCUCCCGCGCCAAGCAUCACCCUGGCCGUGCACGGAAGGUGGAUCUGUGGAGUUUUGUGCCACACUAUCCUUCUCCACCCCCAGGGCGACGGUACGCCCUGGGUUUGCAGCAGGGGUAUAUCAACCCCUUGAUGCAGAUCCUGCUGAUCGUGCACACAACACAUGCCAACAGCAGCGAUGGCAACUCUACGGAGCAACAUGUGGCGUCCAACAGCUGUCAGCUACCAAUCUAUCGGGUGAUUCUGUGGUACAACAACCCCUACCACUUCCUGACGGCUUGGGUGGAAGCUUCCAUUUCAACAGGUGGGCCAUCGCAACCGGAGAAAGUGGAUGGCGGGGAGCAUCCCAUGUGGGGAGUUUCAUCAGCAUCGCCCCUUUCUGCGGGCCGGGCAAGCCUGACAGGCUUAGGUGUCAUUGACUCCUUCUUUGACUACUGGCUUCCAGUCUUGGUGCACGAAUUGCGCUACUCCCACCAUCGCAUGGCGGGAAAGAGUCAUCAGGAGGCGCUUCAGAUUGCAAAUGAUAUGUACCAAGAGGUGCAUUCCAAGGAUGGCAUCAGUCGGCCCAUCGCUGACAAGGUGGGCUUGGACCAGUAUCACGGAGAUUCCGCCUAUGAUGACUAUGGCCUCCCAAAACAGGUGACCGUGUGACGACUGCUGCGGUGGAAACCAACAACGGUCCCGGCGUGACAAAAAAAGCUGGCCCAAACCGCAACAAAACGGUCCUAAGUUGAAUGUUGCGGUCCUAAGGUACAGUGUAUAGAUGUGUAUAGUCUUUGCCUAAUUCUGCUCUGUCACAUUGCCAUGUCCUAGAUAUGCGCUAAGACGGUGUAGUGUGCGGAGCUAAUUAAUCGCCUUGCUUCGAUGAUUUCAAUUUUGUUUGCGUUUGCACCUGUCACAUAUACAGCCGAGUAGAAGACGUGCAUGUGACAGUGCUUUGGAAGAUGGAUCAUGACGGUCCGAACGACCGGUUGAUGAGAGUGAUGCAAUGGCGAGGUGCCUUCACACUCAAACUUCUGGUUGAGCUUCCAGCAGCAAAACCAAAAAAAAGUAGACUGCAAAGAGAAGCUGGCAUUCCAGAAAUAUAGGGCUAGAAUGAAAAAUUUGGACAAUUAAUCGCCUUGCUUCGAUGAUUUCAAUUUUGUUUGCGUUUGCACCUGUCACAUAUACAGCCGAGUAGAAGACGUACAUGUGACAGUGCUUUGGAAGAUGGAUCAUGACGGUCCGAACGACCGGUUGAUGAGAGUGAUGCAAUGGCGAGGUGCCUUCACACUCAAACUUCUGGUUGAGCUUCCAGCAGCAAAACC